AUAUCAAAAUAACUGGAAAUUAUAGUUAUUCUAGAAAUGUGGUGAUAAAAGUAUUUUCACCAAAUUUCAAAGUAUUUACCAUUUUAUAAUUUAAAAACUAUUUUGUAGAACACUAAACACCUCGUUUUACGUUCCCUAUUAGAUUCAAGUACAGUAACAAACAGUAAUUCCAAGUUCCAAGUCCAGGAACGAUCAAUGAAAUAGCGCCUUGAUAUAGCGCGUUUAAUUUCAAAUAUAUCAAAACAAUAGAAGAUAACCUCACAAUUAUUAUUUGGUUAUACAUAUGAAAUAUUGUUAAUUUAUCAUUGUAAUUGAAUUAAGUAUCUUGUAUAUUAUCAUUAGAAUUUUCGAUAAUGUUGGAACGUAAAGACCCAGAGGGAAACCUAUAUGUUUUUAAUGAAGAAGAUUUACCUUACGAAGAGGAAAUUUUGAGAAAUCCUUAUUCAGUAAAACACUGGCAACGUUAUAUAGAUCAUUUAAAAAGUACAAAAAGUAGUAAUUUAAAUAUUGUAUACGAACGAGCGUUAAAGGAACUUCCUGGAAGUUACAAAUUAUGGUAUAAUUAUCUACGUCAACGUGUCAACCAACUGAAAGGAAGGUGCAUAACAGAUCCACUCUAUGAAGAUGUGAACAAUGCAUUUGAACGUGCUUUGGUUUUUAUGCAUAAAAUGCCCAGAAUUUGGAUGGACUACUGUACAUUAAUGACAGAACAAUCUUAUAUUACACGUACUCGUCAAGUUUUUGAUAGAGCACUCAGAGCUCUUCCUAUUACGCAACAUCAUCGUAUAUGGCCAUUAUAUAUUGAAUUUUUGAAAAAACACAAUGUCUAUGAAACUGCGGUUAGAGUUUUUAGAAGAUAUCUUAAGUUAGCUCCAGAAGAUACAGAAGAGUAUAUAGAAUAUCUGAUAUCAAUUGAAAGACUUGAUGAAGCAGCUGUGAAACUUGCACAAAUUGUUAAUCAAGACGAUUUUGUAUCAAAGCAUGGAAAGUCUAAUCAUCAAUUAUGGAAUGAAUUGUGUGAUUUAAUAUCAAAAAAUCCUUCUAAGAUAAAAUCCCUUAAUGUAGAUGCAAUUAUUAGGGGUGGUUUGAGACGCUAUACUGAUCAAUUAGGUCCUCUAUGGAAUUCUUUGGCGGACUAUUAUGUUCGUAGUGGUUUAUUCGAAAGGGCGCGAGACAUUUAUGAAGAGGCAAUACAAACAGUGACUACUGUUAGAGAUUUUACUCAAGUGUUUGAUGCUUAUGCACAAUUUGAAGAACUUAGUCUUAGUAAACGUAUGGAAGAAGCUACAAAAAAUCCUACAGAAGAUGAUGAUAUAGAUUUGGAAUUGAGAUUAGCACGAUUUGAACAUUUAAUGGAAAGACGUUUAUUACUUCUGAAUUCCGUAUUACUCAGACAAAAUCCUCAUAAUGUACAAGAAUGGCAUAAAAGAGUUAGACUUUAUGAAGGACAGCCACAUGAGAUCAUUAAUACAUAUACAGAAGCUGUACAAACUGUGCAACCACAAUUAGCAGUAGGUAAAUUGCAUACUUUAUGGGUUGAAUUUGGUAAAUUUUAUGAAGAAAAUGGUCAAAUAGCAGAUGCCAGAGUUGUUUUUGAAAAAGCAACUCAUGUACCCUAUACUAAAGUCGACGAUCUUGCUUCUGUAUGGUGUGAAUGGGCAGAAAUGGAAAUUAGACAUGGAAAUUAUAAAGAAGCAUUAAAACUUAUGCAUCGAGCUACUGCUAUGCCAUUCCGUAAAGUAGCCUAUCACGAUGAAACAGAAACAGUUCAAAUGAGAUUAUAUAAAUCUUUAAAAGUUUGGUCUAUGUAUGCCGACUUAGAAGAAAGUUUUGGAACAUUCAAGACAUGCAAAGCUGUAUACGACAAAAUUAUAGAUUUAAAAAUCGCCACACCACAAAUUAUUAUUAAUUAUGGACUCUUUUUAGAAGAAAAUAAAUAUUUUGAAGAAGCUUUCAGAGCUUACGAAAAAGGUAUUGCUCUUUUUAAAUGGCCCAAUGUUUAUGAUAUAUGGAAUACAUAUCUUACAAAAUUUUUGAAACGUUAUGGUGGAACAAAAUUAGAAAGAACGCGAGAUUUAUUUGAACAGUGUUUAGAAUUUUGUCCACCAAAAUAUGCCAAAGCUCUGUAUUUAUUGUAUGCAAAAUUAGAAGAAGAACAUGGUUUGGCUAGGCAUGCGAUGUCUGUGUACGAACGAGCAACAGACGCAGUUCUUCCUGAAGAAAGAUUUGAGAUGUUCAACAUUUAUAUUAAAAAAGCAGCAGAUAUAUAUGGUGUUCCGAAAACAAGGCAAAUUUAUGAGAAAGCUAUCGAAGUGCUUAAUGAAGAUAAUACAAGAGAAAUGUGUUUACGAUUUGCAGAAAUGGAGACGAAAUUAGGAGAAGUUGAUAGAGCCCGAGCAAUAUAUGCGCAUUGUAGUCAAAUUUGUGAUCCAAGGGUAGCCUCAAAUUUCUGGCAAAUAUGGAAAGAAUUUGAAGUAAGACAUGGUAAUGAAGAUACUAUGCGUGAAAUGCUCCGAAUUAAGCGCAGCGUACAAGCUAUGUACAAUACUCAAGUGAAUAUGAUGUCUGCACAAAUGUUAAAUAAUGCAUCGAAUCCACCAUCUGAUGUACCAGUAGAUGCAAUGCGUCUUUUGGAUAGUAAAACACAAGAUAACAUUACUGCAUACAAAGACAGUAUUAAAUUUGUUCGUGGUGCAACAGAAAAGGAUGGCAAAGCAGAAUCUCAAGUGAACAAUCCAGAUGAGAUAGAUAUUAAUAUUGAUGAUAUUGACACUGAAGGGGAUGUAGAGGAAGAUAUACCUAUUGAAAAACAAACUAUUCCAUCACAAGUGUUUGGUAGUUUAAAAACAGCUGACGGUGAAGAUGAUUAAGGAAUACAUAAAUUACAAUGCUCGAAAAAUAUGUAAAUAAUAAAAUUCAUAAUAAAAUAUAAGAUUUAUAACUGA
Molecule: messenger RNA, 2945 nt
Organism: Frieseomelitta varia
Lineage: Eukaryota; Metazoa; Arthropoda; Insecta; Hymenoptera; Apidae
Gene: fand
Product: pre-mRNA-splicing factor syf1 homolog
Exons: 15
Coding region: 354-2870 (838 amino acids)
Biological process (GO): mRNA splicing, via spliceosome; generation of catalytic spliceosome for first transesterification step
Cellular component (GO): Prp19 complex; U2-type catalytic step 2 spliceosome; post-mRNA release spliceosomal complex
Molecular function (GO): protein binding
Source: RefSeq, a predicted model, not a curated record